AUGAUAGAUCAUGUUUUGGGUCGCCCGUCGGUCAGGUUUCGACGAGUCCAAGUCCUGGCAGUUGUCUCGUUCUGGUCAUUCUACCUCUUCAGAGGACAUAAACAUGGCCCUCCUACGAUACGCAAACUGUCCCGAGGACUCUCGAAUUCCCUCACACCAUGGCAGACGGUGGUCAUAACGAUGCUUUACCUCUACAUUGCACGAAACCUGAGCAAAUUACUCGGCCUCGAAUGUCCCGAACCUCUGGCAAACCUCUACACGCGAUCAUACUUCCGCGCAACAUGGGUGACAACAGCAUUGGAUGCUGGAUUCUGGACAGCGAUGCGGCUGCGCCGGAAGUGGUUGAGGGACCUCUGCAGCAUCGUCUUCACGGCCUACUAUCUCAUUGCUGCUGAACAAGCCGAUGAGAAGGUCAGGAAGGUCAGAGGGAUGGUGACGGUUGAGCAUUUGCGUGUCAGUUGGAAUAAGGGCACGACGCCGUAUCUCGCAUUCCUUACGAAUUUGAUGCGACCUCAAUUCAUGAGAUAUCCUCCCCGCGCGAUCAGAAUCCCGAGACCUCCGAAUAGCGAUUACAAGGAACCUGUCAACGGCUGGCUGUAUUUUGAUGGGCCGCUCUCGGCGCUCAAGAAUCACACAAAGCUGGUGUUGGAUAUUCCUGGAGGCGGAUUCGUGGCGAUGAACCCGAGAACAAACGAUGACAAGCUUUUUGCAUGGGCUGGGAAGACGGGUCUUCCAGUCUUGAGUUUGGAUUACCGAAAGGCUCCCGAGUUCCCCUACCCAUAUGCGCUGAACGAAUGCUUCGAUGUGUACAGUACGAUCAUUGCAAGUCGUGGCAAAUGCGUUGGUAUGUCGGGAGAGGUUGUACCGAAGAUUGUCAUUACGGGUGACAGUGCGGGUGGAAACCUUGCUACCUGUCUUACCCUCAUGGUCAUCGAAGCCGGUUCCACCGAUACACGAAAGUACCUUGGUCAAACCAGUCUUCCGAUUCCAGAUGGUCUUAUCUUGAUGUACCCGGGCUUGGAUAUGAACAUCGGAAACUGGAUGUCUGACGAGCAGAUGUCGUUGAUUAAGGACAGAAGAAUGAGAAAGACCAACAAGGCCAUUCUCCGAAGAAAGAGCAUGCAAUACACCCUGGCAGCAGGCACACCCCAUCAGUCCGAAGAAGAAGAUAAUGGCUCCACGCCAAAAGUCACCUCUCCACCAGCUGUCACGAACCUCCAGCCCGUCCGCCCAACAUCCAUCACCCUCCCUUCCCCGCAAUUCUCUACAGCAGGACCAACCCUGCUCUCCCCAACCACUCCCCGAAAACACCCACCUCCCGAGCACCAAGCCUCGGGCUCGCACCAUCCAGAACCACUGAAGACACGCCUGGCAAUGUCAAGCAUGAUCUCUUACUUCAACGACCGUAUCCUCUCCCCCGAAAUGAUGCGAGCGAUGAUUAUCCUCUACAUAGGCCCACAUAACCGUCCCGACUUCUCGCAAGAUUACCUACUUUCUCCCAUUCUCGCCCCUGACUCUUUACUCUCACAGUUCCCGAAAACCUAUUUCCUCACAGGAGAGCGUGACCCCCUUGUCGACGACACUGUCAUCUUUGCCGGCCGCAUCCGCAGGGCAAAAGCCGCCGCACACGCACAGCAAUCCUCAGAUGUCCGGCUAAGAAAAGAGUUCGACGACCGAGAUGUCGUGGAAGUGGCUCUCAUCCCAGGUAUCUCGCACGGAUUCCUGCAGUUUGUAGGUGUCUUUCCCGAGGGGUGGAAAUACAUCCAUCGCUGCUCCCGCUGGAUCGAACAUAUCUUCGCCGCGUCAGAAGAACGGGAACUCAAUUCCCAGACUACAAUCUCCACGCCUGGACCUUCUGGAUACUUGAGCUCCUCGAGUAGAGGUGGCCAUCAGCAUCAUCAGAGGAGACGAACAGAGAGUUCAGGGGAUGAAGACAUGGGGCUGGAAAUGAGUAUGUCCUCGAGAGGCAAGAGGGAAGAGGAGCGAAAGAGGAAAGAGAAAUUGUUGAAGGAGCAGUUGAGGGAGAAGGGCGAGAGAAGUAAGGACACAAGCAUGCGGAGGCAGAAGAGCAUGGUUAGUUUGGCGAGUGAGGACGAUUUACUCGGACGACGGAUGUUGGGGCUUGUGGGCCCGUUGACGAGGAAUACAGAGGAUGAUGAUUGA
Molecule: messenger RNA, 2163 nt
Organism: Hyaloscypha bicolor E
Lineage: Eukaryota; Fungi; Ascomycota; Leotiomycetes; Helotiales; Hyaloscyphaceae
Product: alpha/beta-hydrolase
Exons: 3
Coding region: 1-2163 (720 amino acids)
Biological process (GO): triglyceride catabolic process
Cellular component (GO): cytosol
Molecular function (GO): sterol ester esterase activity; triacylglycerol lipase activity
Source: RefSeq, a predicted model, not a curated record